AUGGAGAGGCCGGAGCAGAGAGUCGGUAUCGGCGUGGGAGCUUUUCACAAUCCACCCAGAGCGAGCUACAGCGACGAGACCCAGAACCUUAUCAAAGUGUUGAUGGAAGAAUCGAAGCUCUCGAUGAUGCAGAGAAAAUCGAUUCAGGACGUGCUCAAUAAAGGAGCGCCUCUGCCACCGCCGCAGCCCAAGACAACGAAGCCAAAUAACUAUGCCAAUCAAGCUCAAGUGCAAUAUCCGUCGGUCUGGAAGCGAAGAUCGAGGGAGAUCAUAGCCAGCAGCGGAGCUUACGAGAGGGAGCAGUACAGGCGCACGUCACCGCUUCCCAACAAAGACAGGCAGAAAAGACACUUGGCCUGCAUGAUGGCUUACGGCAAAGACAUGCCACCGACGCCAAGGCAGCAGGGAUACAUGCCGAAGCCCAGAAAACCGCUGCAGCUCGAGCCCAACGAAGAUCCUUUCAAAGACGUCGUGCGAGGCAUUCAAGAGAGGAUCGAGUUUCUCCACGACAUGGAGUGUCUGGGCCUCGGCAAGAAGUACCGGCCGAUCAUGCACCAGGAGAUCGCCCAGAAGAUCCGUCUGAUCGAGUCGAUGGACAAGGACCGAUCGCGUCAGGUCAGCCAGGAGCUCGAGCAGUUCAAGAUCGAGCGGCCGCCGCCGAAACCGUUUCCCCUCGGCGAUCUGGACGAAUGA
Molecule: messenger RNA, 693 nt
Organism: Trichogramma pretiosum
Lineage: Eukaryota; Metazoa; Arthropoda; Insecta; Hymenoptera; Trichogrammatidae
Product: UPF0193 protein EVG1
Exons: 5
Coding region: 1-693 (230 amino acids)
Source: RefSeq, a predicted model, not a curated record